Taeniopygia guttata (zebra finch) is the source of this 1378-nucleotide messenger RNA. The record is from the annotation of a RefSeq genome assembly. Lineage: Eukaryota; Metazoa; Chordata; Aves; Passeriformes; Estrildidae.
AUGCUAAAAAUCAUCAUCCCAACUAUAAUACUCCUCCCACUGACCUUCCUAUCCGUACACAAACACCUAUGAACCAACAUCACCCUACAUAGCUUCCUAAUCGCUAGCGUUAGCCUUCAAUGACUUGUCCCAACAUACUACCCAAACAAAGGCCUAACCCCUUGAACCUCCAUCGACCAAAUCUCCUCUCCACUACUCGUUCUAUCGUGCUGACUACUACCGCUCAUGGUCAUAGCAAGCCAGAAUCACCUAGAACAAGAACCCCCUAUCCGCAAACGAAUCUUCACUACAACAAUUAUCCUAGCCCAACUAUCCAUCCUCCUAGCUUUCUCAGCAUCAGAACUAAUGCUGUUCUAUAUUGCAUUUGAAGCAACCCUGAUCCCUACCCUAAUCCUCAUUACACGAUGAGGCAACCAACCAGAACGACUAAAUGCUGGAAUUUACCUUCUAUUUUACACCCUCGCCAGCUCACUACCACUACUAAUUGCAAUCCUUCACCUACAAAAUCAAAUCGGUACACUAUACCUCCCAAUGCUCAAACUCUCCCACCCUACACUAAACAACUCCUGAUCAGGCCUAAUUGCAAGCCUGGCCCUAUUACUAGCCUUUAUAGUAAAAGCCCCCCUAUACGGCCUUCACCUCUGACUCCCCAAAGCCCACGUAGAAGCACCAAUCGCUGGCUCCAUGCUACUGGCCGCCCUACUUCUAAAACUAGGAGGAUACGGCAUCAUACGAGUCACCAUUCUAGUUAAUCCACCAUCAAACAACUUACAUUACCCCUUCAUCACCCUAGCACUAUGAGGAGCCCUAAUAACCAGCGCCAUCUGCCUACGACAAACCGACCUAAAAUCACUCAUCGCCUACUCAUCAGUUAGCCACAUAGGCCUAGUCGUAGCCGCAACAAUAAUUCAAACCCAAUGAGCGUUCUCAGGUGCAAUAAUCUUAAUAAUCUCACACGGACUGACUUCCUCAAUACUAUUCUGCCUAGCCAACACCAACUAUGAACGAACCCACAGCCGAAUCCUCCUACUCACACGAGGCCUACAACCACUACUACCCCUCAUAGCCACCUGAUGACUACUAGCCAACCUGACAAACAUAGCCCUACCACCAACAACAAACCUCAUAGCAGAAUUAACCAUUGUGGUUGCCCUAUUCAACUGAUCCUCCUUUACAAUCCUACUCACAGGAAGUGCAAUUCUACUCACCGCCUCAUACACCCUCUACAUGCUCAUAAUAACCCAACGAGGAGCUCUCCCAUCCCACAUUACAUCAAUCCAAAACUCCUCUACACGAGAACACCUCCUCAUAGCCCUACAUAUAAUCCCCAUAAUCCUACUUAUCCUAAAGCCUGAACUUAUCUCCGGCGUACCCAUAU